UGAAGAGACCUAUCAAUGCCCACAGUUAGUCGCACGUGCCCACAGCCUCCAAUAGUGAUCAACGAAGGCGGGGCUCGGACUGUUGCAGGACGUACGUGAUCAUGAUUGGGUUGGGAAAGGCGGAUUGACAGGUUUGGAGUUAGAGCAGGUUGGAGGGACUGGGUAGUGGAGUGAGGGUAAACAAACGGAGGUAGGAUCCGCCAAGCAAGAGAUCGUUACAACCUGCCUUUAAAGGAAGAGACAGCAAUAGAAUAAAAGACGCAGAGAGAGGAUAGUAGCAAAGAGAGAAAAAGAUGGCAAGAGAGGAAGGUGAGAAACCGGGAGAGUAACAAAAGGAGAAUGGAAAUACAGCAAUCGAGAGAAGAGAAAGGCAGAUCAACAGAGAGAAAUCGCUACAGAGAGAAACUGUGAUAACUGGAAGUCAGUGAAGUAGCGCUCGAUAAACAUUUUUAAAAAUCAGAUUGAUCUUUGAAUUAAAAACAUAUUUUCAACUGAAAAUCAGAAGCAGAAAAAGCAAAUUUUAUAGUCUUUGCUUUGGAGACUUUGGCGUUUGUGAAGCUGGGACUCUGCCAGCGAGAUGGAGAAAUAUGAGAAGCUGGGUAAAAUCGGGGAAGGCUCCUAUGGGGUAGUGUUCAGGUGCAGGAACAAGGACACAGGUCAGAUUGUGGCCAUCAAGAAGUUUGUGGAGUCGGAAGACGAUCCUUUGAUAAGGAAGAUUGCUUUGAGAGAGAUCCGAAUGCUAAAGCAACUCAAGCACGUGAACCUGGUUAACUUGUUGGAGGUAUUCAGACGGAAGCGCAAACUACAUCUGGUCUUCGAGUAUUGUGACCACACUGUACUGAAUGAGUUGGACAAGUACCCCAGGGGAGUUGCAGAAGAUCAAGUGAAGAGAAUCAUAAGGCAGACACUGCAGGCUGUCAACUUCUGUCAUAAGCACAAUUGCAUCCACAGAGACGUGAAACCAGAGAACAUCCUCAUCACCAAGCACGGAGUCAUCAAACUCUGCGAUUUUGGCUUUGCAAGAAUCUUGACCGGUCCAGGGGAUGACUACACUGAUUAUGUGGCAACUCGCUGGUACCGUGCCCCAGAACUUCUGGUUGGAGAUACGCAAUAUGGACCCCCAGUGGAUGUCUGGGCAAUAGGCUGUGUUUUUGCUGAGCUCACCUCGGGCAAUCCUCUAUGGCCUGGACGGUCAGAUGUCGAUCAGCUCUAUCUAAUCAGGAGGACACUGGGGGAUCUCAUCCCUCGGCACCAAAAGGUGUUUAGUUCCAACCAGUUCUUCAGUGGAGUCAGUAUUCCAGUUCCUGACAUCAUGGAACCGUUGGAGGUGAAGUUUCCACACAUAUCUGCUCAGGCCCUUCACUUAAUGAAGGGCUGUUUGAUGAUGGAUCCCUCAGAGAGGCUAACAUGUGAGCAGUUGCUGCAGCACCCACACUUUGAAAGCUGCCGGGAGGAGAUGGAGAGCAACAAAGAUGCUGAGAAGCUCAACAGGAAGCAUGACAAGAUGCUACGCAGGCGCCCACCUGGGCUCCAGUACCUGCCUCAACUAACGAGCAGCAACAUCUCACCAGCACCUGAGCCCAAGAAGUAUCACCGGCACAAGAAUGACCAUCACUUGCCCAACAUCUGACUAUAUGGCAGCAAAAGCCAGCGAACCCAGCCAAACACCCACCUGCACUUCCACAACUUCCCCAACAAGUGGAACCCCUGACGGAAUACUUCCAAACCCACACUGCAUUUACAGGGACCGGGCCAUUCAAUAGAUAGGGGUUUAAGGAGGGGUUUUGGGCUGGACAGGGACUUGUGUUCUUAAUUUGGCACCAUAUUUGUGCAGGGGGUCCAGCCCCCACAUGAAUGCCAGUUCUAUCAAGUAAUGCGACAGGCCCAUGCUAAUAUUGCAAUGUUUGGUGGAGACUGUCCAGUAAAUAAUAAUACCCAUCAGCCAGGUUCUCUUAAAUAUAUGAAGAUACCUGAGAUAUGCAGUCAUUUGUACAUUAUGCUGGUUUGCAAAUUAUUUUUAUUGGCCAGUAAAUCCACAGUGGUAGUUUUCUAGUCGAUUGAGGAGUUGACACUUCAGAAACACAUGCCACCUAUUGGCCAGAACCUACCAUUACAGUGACUGUUCCCACAGCAAAAUUGAACAAGAAAUAUUGACAUAGCAAUUCACAUUGGGAAAUGUUGGCUGAAAAUUGUGACCAAAAAUCAUAACAGAAGGAAGUAAGCUUUUACGGACAAUAAGUGCCUUACAUUCUUACAUCCUCUGUAUGAUUUUAAGACAACCAAAACAAUAGUUGUCUCCAGAAUAAUGUCAUUAAUGUAUGCACAUAAUCUGUGAGUACAUGCCAUGGGAGGGGUCACCUUUCUCUCUUGUCUGAAGCCUGAGCAUCUAUUCAACUUCCAGAAUAUCCCAGGUACAUUCUGUCUCUGCUGGGUUUGCAUGGAUGACAGAUGUGGUUUCAACUCCUUCAUUGCAGGAUUUGAAUUGAAACCUAUUUCUCCAACCAGAAUUUAAAUCUGGAUAAUAUCCUAUUAUAUGGCUGUUUAUUUCUACAAGUGACAGCUAUAAUGAUUUGAAAUGUACAGUAGUUAUUCAUUCUAUUCACACACAUCAUUUUUGUCCAAUAUUAGACAUUGUGUCUCAUUUGAACACUGAAGAGAUCAAUGAGAUGAAACUAACCUAAUUUCCUAAAGUGGGGACCUCAAGUGGUUAGGAAUUAAUGCAAAAUCCUUCGCAGCUGGAGAAGUGAUAUUGACGUGUGGGACAGGGAAGAUGUUGAUGGCAAAUCAUUGAUCUUUGGGACAGCAAAUAAGGAUUACAUUUCCCUUGCAACUGCUGGCUUUCAAGCACAGUGCUUUGAAGAAGCAUAUUUUCUUACUGAGACUGUUUGUUUAUAUGGAAGCAGAGUGUAGCUUCAUUUGGCAACUGGCACAAUUCCUUAGGCCUGCUGCCAAGCAACAGACCAAUAAAACAAUAAAGAGGCAGUUAGAUCUAGAUGGUUACAAAACAGGACAAGGUUGGGUUAAGACCCUUCAAUCUUGACUUCCCCAUUAAAUAAGAACCUAAACCUAAACUCAUCUCCACCAUCAUUCAACUGUUGAGUGACUCCUGGGCCACUGAUCCAACAAGGACAAAGAAAAUUGUGGGAUAGAUUAGACAUUAAAUGAAUGUCAUUGGUUCUACUGGCUUAGAUUAUUUGUUGUGUUCAAAAUGACUGAGGGUUACUCUGGAGCUUGAGCUUCAUUGUAGCUCCUGGUUUAUUUAAUAAUGUAUUCCACUGAGAUUGGAAUUAUGCAUAUAAAAGAAACAGCCUUUGUCCAGGGCAAGGUUCCACACUUCAUUCCUGUUAGUGAGUGGGAAGAUGGACCCUCACUCCUCAUCUAGUACAACUGUUUGAUUUGCUUGCCACAAGUGAGAGAUCAUGCUGUGUGUAAAUGUAUGCCAUGUUUCCUAUAUUAUGAUAGAGACUACAUUUUAAAAGUACUUAUUUGAUUGUUAAGCACUUUAGGGCAUUGAGGUUUUGAAAAGGAAUGUAUAAAUACAGUUUAUAAAACACUUUAUCUUACAA
Messenger RNA from Chiloscyllium plagiosum (whitespotted bambooshark), 3566 nucleotides. Its product is annotated as cyclin-dependent kinase-like 1. Gene Ontology annotation, biological process: protein phosphorylation. The record is from RefSeq and is a predicted model, not a curated record. Gene Ontology annotation, molecular function: ATP binding; protein serine/threonine kinase activity. Gene Ontology annotation, cellular component: nucleus. Lineage: Eukaryota; Metazoa; Chordata; Chondrichthyes; Orectolobiformes; Hemiscylliidae.